CACUCACAAUCUUCCCCAACAAACAAAAACCCCCCAAUUUGUAGGGUUUAUCUCCGCAAUAGGGUUUAUGCUUUUUCCUUUCAUUUCUACAAAUUAUGCAGUCUCAAUCUCAGAAUAUUGAUUCAUCAUCAAUGGCCGACAAAUCCACAACGCAAAAAAGGGGAGGCUCCAUCAGUGAAGAUGACGUCGCCCUUGUUCUGCAAAGAUACAAGGCCUCAACUGUGCUAGAUUUGCUUGGGGAAGUAUACCGCUUUCAGGAUGUUCAGGAUGUGAAAAUUGAUUGGAAUGCAUUGGUGAAGCAGACCAAGACUGGCAUAACAAACCCUAGGGAAUACCAAAUGUUGUGGCGCCAUCUAGCUUAUUGUGAUCCAUUAAUUGACGAGUUGGAAGAUGAUGCUCAGCCUAUGGAUGAUGAUAGUGAUCUAGAAUAUGAACUUGAAGCUUUCCCAACUGUUAGCAAUGAGGCUUCAGCUGAGGCUGCUGCCUGCGUGAAGGUGCUCAUUGAUUCUGGUUCAUCUAGUGACUCAUGUCUGGAAAAAGGGUUGACCAUCGAGGCUCCAUUGACCAUAAAUAUACCUAAUAACAAAUUAGAAAAUCCACAGCUUGGUAGUUCAUCGUAUGGGAUCAAUAUAACAAUUCCAGUUUCGGUUCCAAAGCAGACACUCCCAACAGUUUCUUCUGCUGAAGGGUUGGAUACAAAUGGAUAUGCAAACAGCAACUUGCCUCCUCGGAGGAAAAGAAAACCAUGGUCUGCAGAUGAGGACAAAGAACUGUUUGCUGCUGUGCAGAGAUGCGGUGAAGGGAAUUGGGCGAACAUCUUAAAAGGAGAUUUUAAGGGUGAUAGAACUGCUUCACAGCUAUCGCAGAGGUGGAACAUUAUUAAGAAACGGAAAAGCAACUCAAUCAUCAAAAUGGGCUCACAACUUUCGGAGGUACAACUUGCAGCUCGACGGGCACUUAACCUGGCCCUUGACAAGCCUGGAGCGGAUAAUUCAAAGGCGGCUUCCUCCCUUGGCAGCAAUCUUUCUGUGCAACCUACUGUGGCCGAACCUUCAUCUGCUGGCGCACUCCCGCAAAACCAAUCCCAACCGGAUUCUAAAAGAGCGAUUCCUAGAAGUCAACCAUUUCCAACUAGACCAUCGGCAAAGCCGCUAACGUCAGGCCCAGACGCAGUCAAAGCAGCUGCGGUUGCGGCUGGUGCUCGCAUUGCGACCCAAUCGGCAGCUGCAGCCAUAUUGAAGGCACAGCUGAAGAGUGCCAUCCACAUUAAAACAACGACCAGCGGAAACACUAGGCCGUCGCCUGCAACCCAUAUGGGUUCGGACUAUUUCCGUGAUCGAUAUUCUAGUAUGGCAGCAAACGCCCCACGGGCUAACCUUGGCUCGAGCCAUGCUAAUCCAAAUGUUGGACUGGCGGUGCAGCAGGUGAAUCCGGGCGGCAGUGGACCAGAUGUGAAUAUAGCAUCUGAGACCAGCGAUGGAACUGAGGUUAAACCAUCUGGCUCAGCCAGCUCGAUGGUUGAACCCGUCCAAGAAGAUCAAGUGGCGGUUUGUGGCGGUCCAGUCGUGGUUCAAGAUAAUCUGGGUUUGAAAGAUGAAGAUCUAGAAGAGCAACCUCCUCCUGUUUCCGGUAAUCCGCCAAAUUCAAAUCUUGAAUCAGAGUGACGAUGCUUUCGAUCUUGAAUUCUUUCUUUCUUUCUUGUUUUCUGGUUUUGUUAGGAAUUGUUUUGAGGAAAUAGAUGUCGAUUUUCUAACAUCCUUCCUGUUGACAUUUUGGUUUUCUUUGUAAAGUGGUUUCUGAUCUGAUAUCAUCGGU
Molecule: messenger RNA, 1815 nt
Organism: Cynara cardunculus var. scolymus (artichoke)
Lineage: Eukaryota; Viridiplantae; Streptophyta; Magnoliopsida; Asterales; Asteraceae
Exons: 6
Coding region: 96-1664 (522 amino acids)
Source: RefSeq, a predicted model, not a curated record